AUGCCUGAAAAGAAACACCUGAUGAAUGGCUAUGAAGCUGUGAAGAAACCGAUGACAGAGACGACGCGCGAGUGCUUUCUGACUCGUCUGUUCUUCAGGACCAUUUACGGUAGUCGUGACUGGUUAUACCAAUUGAAAGGAGUAGAUGUCACCGCACGUAGCGGUGGUCGCCGCGUCUGGCUGCUUUUUAUCUUCUUGACCGUGUUCGGUCUGGUGCUGCUCCUUGCGCAGCAGUUGUCAUUGGUAUCACGGACAUGGUUCUUCACGUACGCGUUGUCCAGCCACCAGUUCAACACUACGAUAGUGACCACAAACGACACUGCUUCCAAAAUGGCUCCCGUCAACGGAUCAUGUGCCGAACCUUCUACAGAGAUCGGGUAUCGAAUCGAUGCCCAUACCAGCCAUCCGCCUACUUUCGCUGAACUUGAGAAACAGUUCAAUAUGUUGGAUGCCGGAGGUCGUUUUACACCACGUUCUUGCAUGCCAGUGCAUACCGUGGCUAUUGUUGUGCCGUAUCGAGACAGAGAGUCUCAUUUGCGAUCGUUUCUACAAAACAUUCACCCGUUUCUCAUGAACCAAAGCUUGGACUACGGAAUAUUCAUCGUUGAGCCGAUCGAGAAUGAGACGUUCAACCGCGGCAAGCUGAUGAACGUUGGUUUCGUAGAAGCUAAGAAGAUGUUCAACUGGAGCUGCGUCAUUUUUCAUGACAUUGACCUUAUUCCAGAAGAUUCACGCAACGCCUAUACGUGCAACAGCGCGCCUCAUCACUUCUCGGUUGCUGUCGAUAAAUUGAACUACAGGUAAAG
Soboliphyme baturini is the source of this 806-nucleotide messenger RNA. Lineage: Eukaryota; Metazoa; Nematoda; Enoplea; Dioctophymatida; Soboliphymatidae. The record is from the annotation of a GenBank genome assembly.